UUCCCAUCUCAUUAUCGUGCUCCCGAAGGGUUUUCACAUGGCGACGUAUAUAAUCUGAAGCUUCCCCGUUAACGCGGGGGAUCUCGGCAUCUUACCUUUCCGAUCAAUCGUCUUAAAGUGCGUUCUUUCGUCAUUAUGGAUUCCUCCACAGCCUCUGCGGUAGACCUGCGUCCGAGGCAAGCAACAGACUCCGAGUAUGAUGCGGAGAUCGGGGUUUUGCAAUGGGAUGAACCCGUGUCCCAUCAUGACCAUCAUCAUCAUAACCGUGACUCCAAUUACCACCCACAUUCCAUGCUGACAGAGGAUAUCCGAUAUAUCCCAACCAUGGUCACUGGAACCACAUCCGCGCUUCUGCAUUCAAUACCAAUUUCCCCAUCGUCCAGCCUUUCGCCACCAGAAGUGACUGCCUGCAUCGCUAUGAAUCCACUGGACUCUGCAAUGAUGGGUACCAUAGGUGUUGACUCACAGCAUAUCGAUAAUAGCGGGCACCGAAUAUCCAAUACUAUUAAUCGACGACAAUCCCAAAAUCGCGAAGCCCAGCGUCGGUUCCGAGAACGGAGAGAGCAGGAGAGAGUUCAAACGCAGGUCAAGAUGGACGUACUUCGCACAGAAAACAAACGGUUGUCAGAUUUAUUCCACCUAUUAAGGACGGAGAAUCAUAGAAUAGAGGGAGAAAACGAGCGAUUGAAGUCGGAACUAGAAAUAUUGAGGAAACGGUGGAAAGACGUACUACGUGUAAUGUCGGAGAUGGCGCAGCAAGAUGAGCAAACCGCCGGUUGUCGGUCAUCAUCUUCCACCACCCAGCCUUUUUCUUCUCCCGCAUCACCCUCUGGCCCUUGCUCUCAGGUAGAUAUGCAGAGCCUCAGGCGUUCUAUCGUGAUGCAGACUCUGGUAGCACUUUUUGAGGAGAGAGGGUCGGAUUCAGCACGUUCUGUCACAGUUAAAGACGGCUCUGGGAGCCCCUAAAAUACUAAUGCAUAUUAAUGGUUGCCAUGAUAGCCAGAAUGGAGGAAUAUGAUCUUACAAUGGUGGAUUCUGUUGGCUGCAAGGUCUUUGUGGUUAAUAUAGGGGUGUGAUUGAACUUAGCUUACACCGGCAUCUCCACCUUUUAUCAAUCUUGGUGAAUUCUUACAGCUCAGUCAUCCUCUGCAGAGACAUGGUAGUACGUAAACAUGUCGGGAGAUAAAC
Aspergillus pseudotamarii is the source of this 1188-nucleotide messenger RNA. Its product is annotated as putative bZIP transcription factor. NCBI's taxonomy places the organism in Eukaryota, Fungi, Ascomycota, Eurotiomycetes, Eurotiales, Aspergillaceae. Gene Ontology annotation, molecular function: DNA-binding transcription factor activity. The coding region runs from base 136 to 966 and encodes 276 amino acids. The record is from RefSeq and is a predicted model, not a curated record. Gene Ontology annotation, biological process: regulation of DNA-templated transcription. The transcript has 2 exons.